UUCAAAAUGAAUAUUGUUGAAACAAUUUUCCAUCAUAAAACGAAUAUUAACAACUAUUUCUCAACUAGCUUAAAAAGUAUAUGCAAUGCCAAUUCACAAUGGAUUGUCUCAGAAUCCAUUGCCUGGGUGUUCUGGUACAGAGUUGCCCUUGCAAUUCCUUUUCUGACACAAAUCUAGGUUUCAAAACAUGGGAUGGAAUAUUAUUAUUUUCUAGUCCACUUCAUUCCAUUUGUGUGUGUGUGAGCGAGCGCACGCAUGCAGGGAAUGCUUCAACUAUGGGGUAUGAUACCUUCGAUUAUCCUAUAAGAAGUCAUGAUUUUGCACCAAGUUACAGCAAACAAUGGCCGUGCUACAAUGCACGAAAUCCAUCUUUGCAAAACCUCCCUCGAAUUAUACAAGUGGCAUAUGUAGGUCAUAUUGUGUGUCUGAUUGGCGAUCAUGGAACGCCAGAAAGUAUAAAAACUAAUAAGAGGACCAAACCAGAGUAUACAAUUAGGAUUGGACCGGGAGCCAACUCCUUUGUUAUUAUAGCAGACUUCUCGUAAGCACUGAGAAUUGGUCACUAGCUAGGCAAAUGAGCUGCACCAUUGCAUUUCCAGUUCACAUAAGAGAACACAAAUAAAUUAACAGAGAUAAAGAUCUCUACGCAUGAAGACUUACAAUGACACAAGUUCGUAGCUCAUACAGGCUCAAGCACAUGUAGUGGUUGGAUAGCCGUGAGACAUGUCUUCCCUCCUCCUAUAUAGUCACACAUACUCCCUCAUGUAACGACUGCAUGCUGCAUGCCAAUGUAUACAGCUACUUCCUUUUCUCU
Molecule: messenger RNA, 814 nt
Organism: Ilex paraguariensis (yerba mate)
Lineage: Eukaryota; Viridiplantae; Streptophyta; Magnoliopsida; Aquifoliales; Aquifoliaceae
Source: the annotation of a GenBank genome assembly